Messenger RNA from Colossoma macropomum (tambaqui), 817 nucleotides. RefSeq names its product family with sequence similarity 163 member A (gene fam163a). The transcript is spliced from 3 exons. The record is from RefSeq and is a predicted model, not a curated record. NCBI's taxonomy places the organism in Eukaryota, Metazoa, Chordata, Actinopteri, Characiformes, Serrasalmidae. The coding region runs from base 377 to 817 and encodes 146 amino acids.
GCUCUGACCUGUAUUGAAUAAAGCAUCCAUCAGCUCAGACUCUGCUGCUGUAUCCACAGCACAAAGCAGCUGCAGCCCAGAUCUUCUGCUCCACAGACCCGCUGAGCUGAGCUGCUCUCAGCCCGCACAGCGUGAGAGGAACACGGAGGGGCUGAACGCUGAAGAGAUGCGGACGGAUGCAGCUCGAAUGCUGUGAAGUUGUUGAUUUUUUCGGGAUUAUGGGAACAGCGGGUUGUGCUGUAGCAGAGCACCGGAGCUCGUAGCAGGCUGGUCGGAUUGGGAGCCCGUGUGCGGACAACUCUUCAUCCAGACACCGCGGCUGCAGCUCUCCCGAAACAAAGACAGUAGAUUGAGGGUUUAAUGGAGAUCAGGUCGAAUGACAGCGGGAACUGUCGUCAUAACUGGAGGAAUACUUGCAACGGUGAUACUGCUGUGUAUCAUUGUAGUGCUCUGCUACUGCCGACUCCAGUAUUACUGCUGUAAGAAGAAUGGGUCUGAUCCCGACUCCACCUCCUGUUCUCAGGCUCAGUUGGCCUGCGACUCCUGCAGCCCGCCCAGGCUGGACGGGUCCGGCGUUACACCCCUGUCCCUUUCGGCCCGCAGCUUCUGCCCCACUUGCUCGCCCUACGGCUCAUCCUACUACAUCCGCGCCACAGACGAGACGCGCAACGGAGCCGAGCGCAUCGGCUACAUGCCCGGUCAGCACGACAGCCCAUCUCUGUCCCUCACACUGCCCUCCACACACAGCACCUCGCUGAGCUCCCACACCCUGCCGGACUUCUACUCCAACACUCGUGCCAUCAGCACAGACGUCUGA